Molecule: messenger RNA, 1008 nt
Organism: Dovyalis caffra
Lineage: Eukaryota; Viridiplantae; Streptophyta; Magnoliopsida; Malpighiales; Salicaceae
Source: the annotation of a GenBank genome assembly
AUGGAGUUUCAUAGAGUUCAAACCAUUGCUUCUUUGUCAACUGACAAAGAAACAAUUCCUGAAGAGUUCAUUAGGCCAGAGAAAGAGCAGCCAGCAAUAACCACAUCUCAUGGUCCAGUGCCUCAAAUUCCAACCAUUGAUCUCAAUGAUCCUGAUGAACAAAACUUGGUGCGUUUGAUUGUGGAUGCUAGCAAGGAAUGGGGGAUAUUCCAAAUUAUAAACCAUGGAGUUCCAAGUGAUCUUAUUACAAAACUACAAGACGUCGGUAAGACAUUCUUUGAACUACCUCAAGAAGAGAAAGAGGUGUAUGCUAAGCCUCAUGAUUCAAAAAGUGUUGAAGGAUAUGGUUCUAAAUUGCAAAAAGAUCCCCAUGAAAAAAAAUCUUGGGUUGAUCACCUCUUUCAUAGGAUUUGGCCUCCUUCUUCCAUCAAUUACAAGUUCUGGCCCAAAAACCCUCCUUCUUACAGGGAAGUUAACGAGGAGUAUGGAAUAUAUAUGAGGGAGGUGGUAGAUAAGCUAUUUACCACCCUGUCUGUAGGGUUAGGGCUUGAAGGCCAGGUUUUAAAAGAAGCUGCUGGUGGGGAAGAAAUUGAAUACAUGCUCAAAAUCAAUUACUAUCCACCAUGCCCCCGUCCUGACCUAACACUUGGGGUAGUGGCCCAUACUGAUCUAUCUGCCAUCACCAUUCUUGUGCCUAAUGAGGUCCCUGGAUUGCAAGUCUUCAAGGAUGAUCAUUGGAUUGAAGCUAAGUAUAUUCCUAAUGCCUUGAUCAUCCACAUUGGGGAUCAAAUUGAGAUCCUUAGCAAUGGCAAGUACAAGGCUGUUUUGCAUCGAACCACAGUGUCUAAAGAUAAGGCAAGGAUGUCAUGGCCAGUUUUCUUGGAGCCACCAGGGGAGUUUGUGGUUGGUCCUCUUCCUCAACUUAUUAGCAAAGACAAUCCUCCAAAGUUCAAGACCAAAAAAUUUAAGGAUUACAUGUACUGUAAACUCAAUAAGCUUCCCCAGUAG